AUGGAUUAUUUUAAAUUAUUUAGUGUUUUUUUUGUGAUAUGGUCAAGUGCCAACGCAGAUCAACCAGAAAUAUACGUCCACGACAAUAAUCUUGUUGUCAAAGCGUCAUCCACAAAUUUCAUACAACUCAUAGCAGGAGCAGUUAAAAUAAAUGAUGUCAAUCUUUUGCCAACAUUAUACACGGCUCAAAAUGCUACAAAAUUGCUUCGCAACUACGAAACAUUUAUAUCACAAUUUAAUACCAAAAUGGAUGAUAUGGAAAGUAGAUUAGUUGUCAUAGGAACUGGCAUCGGACAAAAUGCCACCAAUAUUUCUUCAGUGCCAAGUAAUUUUAUAAUAACUAACAUCAGGAGACUAUCAAACAAAAUAUUGCUUUUACAACGAAGUAUAAGAACUUUGCAAGCUCUGUUAACAACUGAUGAUUGUGCGAGUAAUCCUUGUAAAAACGGAGGAAUAUGUUUCGAUAUUUACAAUGGAUUUUUGUGUCAAUGUCCAACUGGUUGGGAGGGCCCAGCUUGCGAUAUUGACAUAAACGAAUGUGCCAGAUUCAUCGGAACUGAUUUAGGUUGUCAAAACGGAGGCACGUGCCUCAACUUACCUGGAACAUAUCAGUGUCAAUGUCCGAAUACUUGGAUAGGAGUGCAUUGUAAUAGAAAAAAGUCAGAUUGCAAUACCGGAGGUUCGGAAAUUUGCGGUCACGGCACAUGCAUCUCACAAAACAAUGAAAUCGGCUAUAAAUGUCUAUGCGAUCAAGGAUGGACGACUGAUGGUGUCCACAUGUCUUGUACUAUAGAUGUAGAUGAGUGCAAACAAAAUCAUCCCCCAUGUUCGACAAAUCCUUUAGUUCAGUGUAUUAACCUACCAGGGUCUUUUACGUGUCAACACUGUCCUCCAGGAUACACAGGAAAUGGAUAUUAUUGCGCCGAUAUAAAUGAAUGUGAAUUAUUUAAUGGUGGAUGCAGUGUUUCACCAUACGCAGAGUGUUUCAAUACUCCUGGAUCUAGAAAAUGUGGUCCAUGUCCUGUAGGUUAUGAAGGCGAUGGUAAAAUCUGCACCUUCAAAGGAGUCUGCAAUAUCAAUAACGGCGGCUGUAGCAUUUUAGCAAGAUGUGUCCAAAACACUGCCAUUUCCGAUACCUACGUCCAGUGCAUAUGUCCUGCAGGAUACACGGGUUCUGGAGUUGGCCCGGCUGGUUGUACACGAUCUUCAUCGACCAACGUUGCAACUAUUACCAGUUGCACACCAAAUCCUUGCGUUCACGGUAGCUGUGUUUCAUACGGUUCAAAUCAAAGCGACGCAAGCUUUACCUGCGUUUGUGAUCGGUCAUUCACUGGAAUAUUAUGCGAUCAGAAAAGAGACCUUUGUAGUCCAAAUCCUUGUUUAAAUGGCGGUACAUGUCAAACGAGGAAAGGACGGUUCACUUGUAUAUGUCCACCGGGGUAUGUGGGAAGAAAUUGUGGAAGGCAAAGAUCAGCUUGUGGUGAUAAUCUCAACUCAUUCAAUGGAACUGUGAGCUAUCCACCAAGUGAUUUUGAAUCUUCUCGUGGAAGAGAAGCUUUAAGUUGUGCUUGGACAAUAACCACAGAUAACGAUAAAGUUAUCCAAGUUAAUUUUACGAAAUUUAGUUUCGCUGAUGCUCCAUGUACUACCCAGUGGUUCCAGGUUCACGACGGAAGAAACAGCUUGUCACCUGCUUUAGGACGUUUCUGUGGAAAUACACUACCGCUCAACGGAAGCCUAACCACUACCCAAAAUAUAAUAUAUUUUUGGCUUAGGACUGUUGCGCAGUCUUCAAAGAGACCUGAAUUUGAAUUAUCUUGGACUUCAAAAGAUCCUGAUUGUGGAGGAACGUUGAAUCAAGAAGGCAUUGGUAUAAUAACAUCACCUGGUUGGCCAAAUAAAUAUCCUAAUAAUAGGCAGUGUAGUUGGCGAUUCAAAGUGCCUAGUGGCAAAAGGUUAUUAUUCCAUGUUUAUACCCUAGACAUUGGACAUGAUUCUGAAUGCACUGGAGAUUAUCUAGAGUUUUACGCUGACGGCGAAUAUUCCACAAAACGUGAUGAUAGGAAACCAGAAUUAUUUGCAAAAUUAUGUAAUGCCACUAUACCCGAACCUUUCUACUCCUUAUUCCCAUCUGGAUAUAUAAAAUUCAAAUCGAAUGAAAAAGACACUUAUCAAGGAUUCCAAAUUGGAUACAGCAUUGUUGAUGGAAUACCUGGUUGUGGUGGAACCUAUACAAAUAAGGAUGGAUACAUAAAAUCUGUCGAACUAACAAGGUCCAUGCCUUCCCUUCUUAUCUGCCAAUAUGAGAUUAAACUUUUAACUAGUGCCACAAUUAAAUUAGACAUUGUGGAAAUUGAUAUGGACGAAAAUUGCUGGGAUACGUAUGUAGCGGUGUAUUUAAAAUCAGAGACAGGUACUUCUCUUAUUACGAAAACAUGUGGCAGUAGACUACCAGGACCAAUUAUAACCUACGGCAAAAAUGUGAUAAUAGAAGCCCAAUCGAAAUACACGCAUAAAAAUCAUUGGAAAAUAAAAUACGAAACAGCUUGUCAUCAAACAUAUACAGCACCUGUCGGUACCAUAAAUACUGAUUCGUCAACAUGUAAUCAUCUAAUACAGCAACCACCAGGAAAUAUAAUUAUCCUGGAUAUUGAAUUGGGUAGACACUAUCAAUCCUUUGCUUUAGAUGCUGUAAAGAUUUAUGACGGAGACAACGAAAAUGCAACCCUCCUUGGUGAUUACCCACGUUGGAUUGAGACAAAAAUUAAAUUGGAAUCAAGUACAAACUACGUACUUAUUACAACCAAGCAAGUCGUUCGUACUUUCUCAGUUAAAUAUUCAACACUGGAUCUUGGCUGUGGCGGGUUGAUGAAAAAUGAUUUGGGAACAGGAACAAUUUCCUAUCCACCGAGAAACCUAGAGACCUACUCAGGAAACAGAAAAUGUAGAUGGGUAAUUAUGGCGCCACUUCAAAAAGUUAUUCAAUUAACAUGGAUCACCUUUAAUCUUGAGCAAAGUUUUGACUGCAGCUAUGACAAUGUACAAGUAUUUGAUAAUAAUACUGGCACCGAAGGUAUGGGUGGUUUAUUAGGCAAAUAUUGUGGAUUCACUUUACCACCUGUAAUGCUAAGUUCUUCUAAUAUAAUGACAAUAGACUUUACUUCGGAUAAUACGAUACAUGGAGAUGGAUUUUUAGUGGCGUAUACUUUUAUUUUAGAGAAAAAUGUUUGCGGAGGAAAUUACUUUACUCCGGCAGGUGUAAUUAAAUCGCCUGGUUUUCCACAAAACUAUCCAACUAAUAGGGAGUGUAUUUGGACUAUCACAGUAAACCCUGGAAGUCAAAUCAUGCUGAAAUUUACUAACUUCACUUUAGAAUCUUAUUCUAGCUGUAGAUACGAUUGGCUUGAAGUAAGAAAUGGUGGCACUUCUUCUUCGCCAUUGAUAGGAAAAUAUUGCGGCAACACCUAUCAAAAAACAAUUCCCUCCCAUACAAACAAAUUGUAUUUGAAAUUCAACUCUGAUAUGAGCAAAACAGGACCCGGAUUCAGAAUAGAAUGGUCAUCGGCUGCAACAGGAUGUGGAGGAACCCUAUCUAGUCCAUCUGGUUCAAUUAUGUCCCCGCAUUAUCCUGAACCUUAUACCAAAAACACAGAUUGUCUUUGGAAAAUAACUGUAAGCGCUGGCUCAAAAAUACAACUAAUAUUUGCAGAUAUAGAUUUGGAAAAACAUACUACAUGUGGUUUAGAUUAUAUUCAAUUGUUCGAUGGUUCUACAAUAAAUUCAAAAUCACUUGGGAAAUUCUGUACACUUCAAACUAGCCCGGUAUUAUCGACGUUAAAUAAUAUGUUAGUACGAUUUAGAUCAGAUGUCAGCUUCCAAGGACGUGGAUUCAAUAUACAAUAUUCUACUAUUUGCACUAACACUAUGACAGGUUUUAGAGGUGUUAUUGAAAGUCCAAAUUUCCCUUACGACUAUCCUCAAGAUCAGAAUUGCAUAUGGGAUAUAAGUGUAUCCGAAGGAAAUAAAAUCAAUAUAAGUUUUUCACAUUUCGCCUUGGAAAGGUCGCUUACUUUUGAAAAUAAAAGUUGCGCUUUUGACUACGUAGAGAUUGAAUACGAAAAACCUACAUCUGUGAUGGACUAUAAUGAAAACGAUUUAACAUGGAAAGUAUAUAACCGAUAUUGUGGAGACAAAAAUCCAGGUUUUAUUACUUUGGACGCAAACCAUGCCAAAAUACAUUUUGUUAGUGACAGUCUUUUACUAGGAACAGGAUUUAGAUUGGAAUGGCAAUUAUUUGGAUGUGGCGGUAUUCUUUCAAAUGAAAAAGGAACAAUAACAUCACCAAAUUAUCCAAAACCGUACCCUGAAAGUAUCGAAUGCAAUUGGCUCAUAAAAGUACCAUUUGGGCAAAGUAUUAGUAUUGUAUUUAAAGAAAUCGAUGUUGAAAAAGAUAGUAGUUGCAGUUUUGAUUUUAUUUCGAUAUAUAACGGUGAAGAUGCGACCUAUCAAGAACUAGCUACGUUCUGUCAUCAGUUAAAACCCGUUACAGUGACCUCUAGUGGCAAUAAUAUGUUUGUUAAAUUUAAAACAGACUACAGCUACCAAGGCCGUGGGUUUAAAGCUGAUUAUUCUACAAUCCCUACAACUUGUGGUGGAUUACUUACUGCUCCUAGUGGUUACAUAUUUUCACCAAACUACCCACAAAACUUCAACAAAAAUGAAACUUGCGAAUGGCUCAUAGAUGUCGAUGAGAAUCAUUUGGUCGAUCUGCAAUUUGAGAAUGUUGACUUAAUUAGAACCAUUGAUUGCCAAAGAAAUUAUAUCAAGGUAUACGAUGGGCCAACUCAGGCCUAUCCAUUAUUAAAAACUAUAUGCGCCAACACAAAUAAUACAAAUGAAACUAUCCAAUCUACAUAUGAACAUAUGUUUAUCGAAUUCAGAAGCGAUUAUUACCUGACAAGCAAAGGAUUUAAAGCAAAAUAUAGAAAAGCGUGUGGUGCAAGAAUCAAGACAUCUGGUAGCGGACAAAUUCAGCUCAAAAAUGAAUUUGAUUUUGAUGAGAUAACAACAUGUACAUAUACUAUAGAAGCUGAAGACAAAUGUGAGGCAUAUUUUUGA
This is a messenger RNA of Ceutorhynchus assimilis (cabbage seed weevil), 5118 nucleotides long. The record is from the annotation of a GenBank genome assembly. NCBI's taxonomy places the organism in Eukaryota, Metazoa, Arthropoda, Insecta, Coleoptera, Curculionidae.